GGACUGUGCACUUAGACAUAAGAAAGUACCCCCACUAGCUCCACUUCUACUUCUCAAAAUGCCCAUGUUCUCUUCUUGAGGCGUCUCUCACGACCAAUACAGUCGGGCAAAGCUCAACGCCUAGUGAUCCUCGGGGGAACUGGAAAGCAGUAGCCUAGCCUAGUCUCCUCAGACAUGAACCGGCAUGGUAAACUUCUUUUGUAGGGUUAAAAUAUUCUCCAUAAAAGGAGCAAACGAGGAAGAGUUUCUCUAACAUUUGGAUCAUGGAAGGUUCGCACGAUCCACCAUUCCAAGAGCAGUACAAUAGCUUGUUCAACAAAUCACCAGAUACAGGUCCCAAGUACGCUAACGACUACGACCUUUUCAUCGUACAAGAGUGCGAGCUUCCGCUGAUCGAUCUUGCUCAGCUAAACUCGGGCGAGCUUGCCAGGGAGAGGUGCAAGAAGGAUAUAGCUAGAGCAUCCCAAGAAUGGGGUUUCUUCCAAGUAUUGAAUCAUGGGAUUUCUCGUGAGAUAUUGGACAAAAUGAGAUCAGAGCAAAUCAAGGCUUUCAAGAAACCAUUUCACGAGAAGAUGAACGAAAGUGGUUUCGGCCUCUUGGCCGGCAGUUACCGUUGGGGGACGCCUUCAGCUACUUGCCUGAAGCAGUUGGCUUGGUCGGAAGCUUUUCACGUACCUCUCAAUGCUAUCUCAGGUUUAGGUGGUCGCAAUAGUCUCAGCUCAACAAUGGAAAAAUUUGCCAAAACAAUGUCUGAGCUAGCACAUAAGCUAGCAGAGAUUUUGGCAGAAAAUAUGGGUCAUAAGUCGACAUUCUUCAGGCAAACAUGUUUGCCAAGCACCUGCUAUCUUCGAAUGAAUCGAUAUCCACCGUGUCCCAUAUCUCCUCGAGUGUACGGCUUGAUGCCUCACACCGAUAGCGAUUUCAUCACAGUACUGCACCAAGAUCAGAUUGGAGGAUUGCAAUUAGUGAAGGAUGGCAAGUGGAUUUCUGUUAAACCCAAUCCUGAAGCCUUAAUCAUCAAUAUUGGAGAUUUGUUUCAGGCAUGGAGCAAUGGUGUGUAUAAAAGUGUUGAACACAGGGUUGUGACCAAUAUGCUAAAGGAGAGGUAUUCCAUUGCAUUUUUCUUGUGUCCGUCCUAUGAAACUACAAUCAAGAGCUGCGUGGAUCCUUCAGUUUACAGAAAAUUUAGCUUUAGGGAGUACAGAGAUCAGGUUCAAGAGGACGUCAAAAAGUUCGGUUACAAAGUAGGUCUGACUAGAUUUCUCGUAUGAUUGUAACUACAAAUCUAGUCAAUCCAGUCAUAGAGUACUAUAUUUUUCUUGCUCAAGAAAGCCCAAGAAGAAAAGAAAGUAAAAAGAAGAAAAAAUCCUUAUAAUAUGCAAAGUGUGAGGUAAGAUAUUAGUGAGUAAGAAGUCCUUCAUUAUGUGCCUUGUUUGGGAGGUGUUAUGAGGUGGAAUUAAUUUCCUGCCUUCUUCUAUUAAAUGUACAAAGUUUUGCUCAUUAUAUAUCCUUCGUGCAUGUAAUUAAUGCUC
Molecule: messenger RNA, 1532 nt
Organism: Coffea eugenioides
Lineage: Eukaryota; Viridiplantae; Streptophyta; Magnoliopsida; Gentianales; Rubiaceae
Product: gibberellin 2-beta-dioxygenase 8
Exons: 5
Coding region: 264-1271 (335 amino acids)
Source: RefSeq, a predicted model, not a curated record